CUACAGAUAGAAGAAAUAGUUGUUGGGUUUUUAGUUUUUUUGUGGUUCUGAUUUAUCCUACCGCUCUUUGUGGUUUUUACUUUGGAAUUUGAUCCAACCCAGUUAAUGUGAUUUGUGGCUUAUGUUUUUGCUUCUGGUUUCUUCCAUCUCUGUUGUUUAAGUGUAGAAACUAAGUAUCCCUCUUCAAAUAAGGGAAUUGGAUUAGACUUGCUAUGUAUAGUUAAUUAGUUAUAUACCACCUAUUGCAAAGACCAGACACAUUUCACCAUAAAUUUUAUUUAUGUAUUGGAAUUUAGUGUAAUACCACCAGUUUAUGGACAACCUUGUACAUUUUCGUACGCUGUAAUCCACUUGUAUUGUCCUCAAAAGUUGUGAUGUUCUUGUUCGUUUAUUUUUAGAGUUUAACUUUGAAAUUCCUGCAGCUUAUGUUGAGUUAGGGGUGGGACAGGGACAAGUUUGUCUUAAAUUCUUAAUGGAUUGUAUUUCGGUUCAUUUUGGUGUUAUUUAAGAUGAUGGUUGUGAAAUUUUGUUUUUAAGUUAUUGGAUGUAAUUCAUGAUGUACCUCCAUUCGUGCAGAUAGUUAACUACUAAUGCUUGAUUGUCCAGUUAGUGAUGAAGCUUAAAAUUUAUCUAGUUUUCAAACAUGUAUGACUCGCAUGAUUUGAUGUGUUGGAAGUUAUGCUACUAGAUGAGGUCUAUCACAUGUUGUGAACACUUGUUCUGGUUUUAAAUAAAUUAGUUUUGUAGGCCUCCCAUCAUAAUUAAGAGGAAAAAGUUAGAGUUUUGAGAUGUUAGUGAGAAAAUGGCUUUGGGAACUAGUUUUUCCUGUUUUCAGUUUGGACUCCUUACAUGAUCACACCCUGAACUAGUGGGCAUUUCUGUAAUCCAAGGCUUCAUUUUAUGUUUCCUCUUUUAUCAAAAUGUGGAAAAAUUGUUAGAGCACAUGAAGAGUCCAAGAAUACUGAUGGGGCUCUGAAAAUGGUGCUGGAAGAAUUUCCUGGUGGUCCUGACACUUUCUUAAUUGCAGCAAAAUUCUGUUAUGGGUAUCGAGUGGAACUGACAGCCAGAAAUGUGGUAUCAGUUCACUGUGCUGCAGAAUACCUUGAAAUGACAGAUGAAUUUGGAGAAGGCAACUUGUUGUCAAAAUCAGAGAGUUUUUUCCAUAAAAACACACUGCGCAACUGGAAAGAUUGUAUUUUGGCUCUCCAAAGUUCUGAGCCUGUUCUACCAAAAGCUGAAAAGCUUCAUUUAGUGGGUAAGUGUUUGAAUGCUCUAUCUAUGAUGGUUUGUACAGACCCAAGUCUGUUUGGAUGGCCCAUGAUGAUGUAUGGGAGUUUUCAGAGCCCUGGUGGAAGCAUUCUUUGGAAUGGUAUAAAUACUGGUGCUAGGAUUCGGAGCUCAGAAUCUGAUUGGUGGUUUGAAGACAUCUCAUAUCUCAGUGUGAGUUUGUUUGAGAGGCUUAUUAAGACAAUGCAAGCGAGAGGCAUACGACCUGAAAACCUGGCAGGUGCCAUAAUGUACUAUUCUAGAAAGCAUUUGCCGGGUCUAGGUCGGUGGCACGGUGGACAAGGUGGCAAGGCCAGAACAGUUGCAAGUUUCAGCUUGACACCUGCCACAGUUGAUCAGAGGGUUCUAUUGGAAAGCAUUGAGAAAUUUCUUCCUGACAAGAAGGGAAAAUCUUAUUGUCGAUUCUUGCUGGGACUUCUUCGUGUGGCUUUGAUAUUGAAUGUCAGUCAAACUUGCAAGGAUUCUUUAGAGAGGAGAAUAGGGAUGCAAUUGGAACUUGCAACUUUGGAUAGUCUUCUGAUUCCUACUUAUUCAGAUUCUGAUGCAUUAUAUAACACUGAAUGUAUUGAACAAAUUGUCCAUUAUUUUAUAUCUACAGAAUCAAAUUUAACUCCCUUUUCUCCUUCAUCACGUGACCUGCAAGCAUCAGCAUCACCAUCAUCAUCAUCUGAAUCGUUGAGGAAAGUUGCCAAGUUGAUGGAUAGCUACAUUGCAGAAAUUGCUUCUGAUGUUAAUUUAAAACCGGGAAAGAUACGCAGGCUUGCAGAGGCCCUCCCUGAGUCAUCAAGAUUAUUGCAUGAUGGGCUUUACAGGGCAUUGGACAUAUAUUUCAAGGCUCACCCUUGGCUCUCUGAUAGAGAGAAGGAAGAACUAUGCAACAUCAUAGACUACCAGAAACUCUCAAUCCAUGCUUGUGCUCAUGCUUCCCAAAAUGACAGGUUACCCCUCAGAGUUGUUCUUCAAGUGCUCUUCUUUGAACAACUGCAUUUGAGAACAGCAUUAGCUGGAUGUCUCAAUGCAUUGGAUGGUGAAAUUGCUCCGGCAGCUCCUGUUCCUAUAACUGCCCUGGGCGACACAGCAAGUGAAAUUGUACAAAGGGAUGGAUGGGUGACUGUUGUGCGUGAAAACCAGGUUUUGAAGGUGGAUAUGGAUAGGAUGAGUUCUAGAGUUGGAGAACUUGAAGAAGAGUUCAGUAAAAUAAAGCAAGAAAUGAAAAGUGUGACAAAAUCUCACAGUUCACGAAGCUCGCCUCGGUUGGUUGCCAGGAAAAUCGGGUGUAAGCUUGUUCCACGACCAUCAGAUGCUCAACCAGAAUCCCUCAACCGCACCGGAUCCACACCAAGAGCAUCCAUUGAAUGGGCACGGCGUUCCCAUAAGUCCAAACACUCAGAAAGUUUUACUUGAGUAUCAAGAAACCAGAGCUCCCCUUUCUUUUAUUCAUGUAUACAUAUAGCAGUGUUGUGUGGUUUUAAAUUUUUUGUACGAGGGAAAGGGAAGGAAAAUGUUUCUUAAUCCAUUAUGCCUUUUUAUUUCACCAGUUUGCAUAUCUGAACAUUUUCCAUUUCUUUCCCUCGUGUAAAGUUUGUUGUACACUUAUGUAGGCAAUUUCACAUAUUGUCCUGUUUGUUUGGGGAAUAGCUUCUGUAUUUAUUAUCCGUAUAGCUUUAUUCUUAAUUUGGAGAUAUUGACAAUGGAAGAUGUUGUUUUAGACCCCAUGUGUGAAGAACAUUAUUGCCGUCGAAGAAAGAAUCAUAUAAGUUCCCCCUAGUGCAGAUGCAAAGCUCAUGCACAAAGGUUGGAGAGCUAACAAACGAAUGUAACUGACAAUGUUGUGCUUCUAGCAUAGCUUCUUUCAUAGAUGACAAAAUAUAGUAUAGUUGUGAUACGAGUGUAAUUUCUUUAUAAAUGACAAAAGCAAAUAUUUUAUGGUCUUUGUCA
Glycine soja is the source of this 3225-nucleotide messenger RNA. RefSeq names its product BTB/POZ domain-containing protein At3g44820-like. The transcript is spliced from 3 exons. The record is from RefSeq and is a predicted model, not a curated record. Lineage: Eukaryota; Viridiplantae; Streptophyta; Magnoliopsida; Fabales; Fabaceae. Bases 901 to 2691 code for a protein of 596 amino acids.